Molecule: messenger RNA, 1812 nt
Organism: Chlorocebus sabaeus (green monkey)
Lineage: Eukaryota; Metazoa; Chordata; Mammalia; Primates; Cercopithecidae
Source: RefSeq, a predicted model, not a curated record
UUUUUUUUAGUUUAAUACAAUUUUUUAGUAAAAUGAAGAAGUGGAUGGACAUGUCAAAUCUACCACAAGAAUUUCGUGAACGUAUAGAAAGGCUAGAGAGAAAUUUUGAGGUGUCUACUGUAAUAUUCAAAAAAUAUGAGCCAAUUUUUUUAGAUAUAUUUCAAAAUCCAUAUGAAGAACCACCAAAGUUACCACGAAGCCGGAAGCAGAGGUAAUUUUCGGAUGAUUGGGGAUGACUUAGUAAACUCUUAUCAUUUACUUCUGUGCUGCUUGGAUCUGAUUUUUGCCAAUGCGAUUAUGUGCCCAAAUAGACAAGACUUGCUAAAUCCAUCAUUUAAAGGUUUACCGUCUGAUUUUCAUACUGCUGACUUUAGGGCCUCUGAAGAGCCGCCCUGCAUCAUUGCUGUACUGUGUGAACUGCAUGAUGGACUUCUAGUAGAAGCAAAAGGAAUAAAGGAGCACUACUUUAAGCCAUAUAUUUCAAAACUCUUUGACAGGAAGAUAUUAAAAGGAGAAUGCCUCCUGGACCUUUCAAGUUUUACUGAUAAUAGCAAAGCAGUGAAUAAGGAGUAUGAAGAGUAUGUUCUAACUGUUGGUGAUUUUGAUGAGAGGAUCUUUUUGGGGGCAGACGCAGAAGAGGAAAUUGGAACACCUCGAAAGUUCACUGGUGACACCCCAUUAGGGAAACUGACCGCACAGGCUAAUAUGGAGUAUAACCUUCAACAACACUUUGAAAAAAAAAGGUCAUUUGCACCUUCUACCCCUCUGACAGGACGCAGAUAUUUACGAGAAAAAGAAGCAGUCAUUACUCCCGUUGCAUCAGCCACCCAAAGUGUCAGCCGGUUACAGAGUAUUGUGGCUGGUCUGAAAAAUGCACCAAGUGACCAACUUACAAAUAUUUUUGAAUCUUGUGUGCGUAAUCCUAUGGAAAACAUUAUGAAAAUACUAAAAGGAAUGGGAGAGACUUUCUGCCAACAUUAUACUCAAUCAACAGAUGAACAGCCAGGAUCUCACAUAGACUUUGCUGUAAACAGACUAAAGCUGGCAGAAAUUUUGUAUUAUAAAAUACUAGAGACCGUAAUGGUUCAGGAAACACGAAGACUUCAUGGAAUGGACAUGUCAGUAAGUAAAUCCACUCUCUGCGCUACUGGCAAGGUCCAAAAGUCGUAGCCUGGAAGCGGUGUUUUGAGAGGCUCUGUAAGGCAUUGUGGGGGUCACCAAUCUAGGACACACUUGGCCAGGAUGACAUUUAGUUGACUUUAGCACAUGCAAGGCUAAUCACAUCUAGGCAGAAAUGUGAAAUAACAUAAAGUUCAUCUUUGGUACACAUCAGUGUGUUUUAAGUUUUUUGUUUUUUGUUUUUGUCCUUCAUUCCCAGCUAGUGAUCCCUCCAUCUGUUAAAACAACUGUUAGUUAAGACAUUUGUCCAUACCUUCCAAGGAUUUUGGAUUAUAAAAUGGUUGGGGGAGGCGGGGCGGUUUGUUUUGGUUCUUUAACUAUUUGACCAAGUCAGACCACUCUCUCCAAUAAGCUGUAUAAAAGAAUUUUUCUACAAAUUCAAACCUAUCAUAUGAUCUUUGUUUCCUCUUCCUUCAUUAUUUCCCUCUGCAGUCACUCUUGGAGUCUUCUAACUUUCUAUCCCAAUAGGAACAGGUUGAUGUCUUAAGGAUGCUGCGUAACUAUUGUAAUAGAAUUUCUCUUUGUGUUUACCUGGAAAUUUUUUUCAUAUAUUUUCUGUGUUGGUUUCUCUUUUUCCUGGAUUCUGUAUCUUUCUCUUUCAUAGUUUACACUAAUAAUCUUGAUGGUGCAUAC